This is a messenger RNA of Truncatella angustata, 1671 nucleotides long. Its product is annotated as tryptophan dimethylallyltransferase-domain-containing protein. The transcript has 2 exons. The record is from RefSeq and is a predicted model, not a curated record. Bases 257 to 1657 code for a protein of 466 amino acids. Lineage: Eukaryota; Fungi; Ascomycota; Sordariomycetes; Amphisphaeriales; Sporocadaceae. Gene Ontology annotation, molecular function: transferase activity, transferring alkyl or aryl (other than methyl) groups. Gene Ontology annotation, biological process: alkaloid metabolic process.
CUCAAGACAUCCAAUUGACUAUACACAGUCUAUCAGACGGUGUCAAUUGGGCAUUCGUAGGUUAGGAGAACAUACUUCGAUCUCAUACACAUUUCAAAUAUCUUGAUUGGUGGCAGUUAAUUGAUGCUGAUAGUUUUCGAGAUCCGGAUUUUCUUGCGAGUUGGGAAAAAUUUUCAGACCGAGUGUGAUAUCAAUUUAAUCCCUUGAUACUCAAGACUUUAAACUCUUCUAUUGGGGCCGUAUCAAAUCAAACAUUAUGGUUCAAGUGCUUUACGAAGAGGGUUUCGGCCAAAAGUUCUCGUUGAUGGGAAUCCCUGCCGCACCUGAAAAUAAUGAAGUACGAAAGUAUGAAGCGAAUAUUGCUCACCACCUUUGCUACCCUGACGAGCUUUCGGCUUGGCAACGAGUGGACUCUGAGCUGAGGAAUCUGGAAAGCGUACACCAUAGAUACUGGUGGGCUCGACAUACUGGAAAAUUUCUUGCCGUUCUCCUACACAACGCCAAAUAUCCUCGAGACACACAAUAUCGAGACUUGAAGUUCUUUGCACAAGUCGUGGCUCCGAAUCUUGGUGUCUCUAGAGAAUCACUAAGAGCAGAAACACUAUGGCCGAGCUUCAUGACCGAUGACGGCACUCCUAUCGAGCUGAGCUGGGACUGGGGCACGAAUGAUAGCCCACCGACCAUACGAUAUUCCGUAGAACCUAUCGGACUACACGCAGGCACUUUACACGAUCCCAAUAACUUAGCUGUUUUUUCGGACUUCCAAGAUCAAUUACUCCUCUCCCUACCAGGUAUUAGACUUGACUGGCUUCAUCAUUUCAGAGACUUCUUCAAUAGCGGCAACUAUGAAGCAUCGACGUUAGUGGAUGGUGGGAACGACCAUAAUUCCUCUAUCUUCUACGCGUUCGACUUAUCGAUAACGGAAAUCACAGGCAAAGCAUACUUCUUUUCAAAGAACAAAGCAAAAGCGUCCCGGCAAUCCAACCUAGAUGUGACUUUUGAAGCAAUUCAAACAGCUCCUUACGUCACGGGAGAAAACCUCAAGGCUGGUGCUAUCUUCCUCGACUUUUGCUCUUCUUCGGUCGGCAAUGGUUUGGAACAUGAGAUGAUGGCUAUCGAUCUGGUUGAUCCGCUAGAAUCUCGACUUAAACUCUAUUUCCGGUGUCGCGAGACAACCUUCAAUUCAGUUAUCGAUAUAAUGACACUCGGAGGUCGGAUUAAAAACACGAGCUUAGGCCAAGGACUCCAGGACCUACAUCGGCUCUGGAAAGCCCUCUUCGGAGCCGACGAUCGGCCAGAUCAACCGCUGGCUAAAGUCGACCACCGUACAGCUGGGAUACUAUACAACGUCGAGUUUAAGCUUGAAGACCGUUUCCCUGUCACCAAGAUUUACAUGCCCGUCCGACAUUACUCAAAGAAUGAUGAGGCAGUAAUGCAGGCUUUGAAACAAUAUUUCCAGUCUCUUCAAUUGGGUAGAUAUAUGGAUGAUUAUGUAACGGCUAUGGGCACACUCUUGUCUCCCAAGUCCAUGAGAGAAAAACCCGGAGUGCAAACAUAUGUUGGAUGUUCGCUCCGACCUGAUGGAACACUCAGGGUGGUCUCGUAUUUUAAGCCGCAGAUUUCGGAAUACUUGUUCAAUGACGAGGAAGUCUUGUAACUACAUGAUUUGUG